AUGAGGAGCACACACGGCAGAGAUCACCGCAGACACGGACACGUACACGUCAUUUCACCCACGGAGCGUCCACACACAGUCUAUGAUCCUCCAGUCCCCCUGUGCGAAGGGGCUCCGCGGUCAGCCCUCUCCCCAGUCCACGGUCCCUCCUCUUUAGCCUUCAAUCCCUGCCUACUUUUCCUGUCAGAAGGCGUCCAGAUCACGGAUGAAAACCAGGACACGCUGCAGGCAAAUCACCAUAAAGUUUACUGUAGUGACACCUGGGCUGUGUAA
This is a messenger RNA of Knipowitschia caucasica, 273 nucleotides long. The record is from the annotation of a GenBank genome assembly. Lineage: Eukaryota; Metazoa; Chordata; Actinopteri; Gobiiformes; Gobiidae.